Molecule: messenger RNA, 1620 nt
Organism: Triticum turgidum subsp. durum (durum wheat)
Lineage: Eukaryota; Viridiplantae; Streptophyta; Magnoliopsida; Poales; Poaceae
Source: the annotation of a GenBank genome assembly
AUGGCCGCCGGCGCGUGGCCGGCGGCCGCGGCGGCGGCCCGCGCGGCGGUGCGCACGCUCGGGCGCCUCGUCCCCCGCACCCACACCCACUCCACCGCGGCCACCACCAACUCCUCCCCCUCCUCCUCGGCGCACACCCUGGACGACUACAACCGCCUGCUGGCGGCCCUGGCGCGGGACGGGGACGGCGAGUCGGCGCUGCGCGUGCUCCGCCGCAUGCGCCAGGGCUCGCCCGCGGCCUGCGCGCCCACGGCCGCCUCCUACGUCUCCGCCAUGUCGGCGCUCGCCAAGGCCGGCCGCGCCGCCGACGCCACGGCGCUCUUCGACGACAUGCUCGCGCACGGCGUGGCGCCCGACCGCCGCGCCUACUCGCUCCUCCUCCACGUCUACUCCACCCACCUCGGCCUCCCCGCCGCCGGCCUCUCCGUGCUGCACUGGAUGUCCGGCCUCGGCGUCCGCCCCAGCGCCGUCGACUACGCCGACCUCAUCUUCUCCUUCUGCCGCGCGGGCCAGCUCCCGGACGCGCUCCAGCUGCUCGACGAAAUGCGCGAGCUCGGGUACCCGCUCCCCCCGCACGUCUACUCGCCGAUACUCCAGGCCCACUGCGACGCUGGCGACAUCCCGGCCGCCGAGGCGCUCAUCGCCUUCAUGCGCGCCUCCGGGGGCCGCUCCGGGUGCAACCCCGACGUCGUCAUCUACAACAUCUACAUCCACGGGCUGUGCAGGGUCGGGGAUUUCCACGCCGUGCAGAGGGUUAUCAACGACAGCGUCUGGAACUGGUGGGUGCCGGACGCGGUGACCUACAGCACCUACGUUGCCGGGCUCUGCCGGGCUGGAUAUAUCGAGGACGCGUUCCGGCAGCUGGACAUCAUGGUCGCCAAGGGGCUACAGCUGACCGUGGUCGGCCUCAACAUACUGCUGGAUUACGCUGCCAAGGAUGUAGAUAUGUGGGUUGCCAAGGAGGUGCUGGAGCGCUGCGAAGAGCUGGGCUUCGAGGUCGACGUCGUGACGUACAACACGGUCAUGGAACAUUUCUCCAAGAAGAUGCAGUGGCUGAUUGCCCUCAGGCUGUUCACCGAUCUGCUCAAGAAGCCCAUAACACCCGAUGUGCAGACGUACAACAUCUUGAUCUCAUCCCUGUGCCGAGCCGGCAAGUUUGAGCUCGCCAAGUUCGUCUUCAGUUGCAACGGGUUUGUGGCGGACACCGUGACCUGUAACAUUCUGAUCCAUCAGUUCUAUGGUGCUGGAAAGGAGGGCGAGCUUGGGUUCUUGUUCUCCGAUGUUGACGCAGGGAAGAUUACCCCAGAUACAAUCACAUACAACACGCUGGUCGAUUGCCUCUUUAGGUCUGGGAGGAGGACCGAGGCUGCCAAUCUGGUCAGGCACAUCGACGGCGGCUACCCUGCGGAGCCCGUAGCACAUCUGGCUUUCUGGUUGGUUAGGAGCGGAAAUGUUCGAGAGGCUUUGAGUCUGUUUGAUGACAUGCUAGUGAAAGGAGUCGCUUUAGAUGCUAUGGUUUUCACCAAUGUGAUCAAGGCAUUCUGCAGAAAGGGUCCAGGGGAGUGCACAGAUGUGACACAGCUGUGCUCUGUGCUGGAUAGGAUGCUUGGGAUUGGAUGA